AGACUCUCAGGCCUUGGCAAGUGCGUCUUCAGCCCACCCACCUCACACUUUGGGCUCCUCGGGGAGGAGGGGCUGCAGCCCUGACCCACCAUUAGCACAAUGAUCCUCAGGCUGCUCCUGGCUCUCAACUUCUUCCCUUCAAUUCAAGUAGCAGAAGACAAGAUUUUGGUGAAGCAGUCCCCCAUGCUUGUAGUGCACAACAAUGCUGUCAACCUUAGCUGCAAUUAUACCUACAACCUCUUUUCAAAGGAGUUCCGGGCAUCCCUUUAUAAGGGAGCAGACAGUGCUGUGGAAGUCUGUGUUGUGAAUGGAAAUUACUCCCAUCAGCUUCAGUUUCGCUCAAAAACAGGAUUCAACUGUGAUGGGAAAUUGGGCAACGAAACAGUGACAUUCUACCUCUGGAAUUUGUUUGUUAACCAAACGGAUAUUUACUUCUGCAAAAUAGAGGUCAUGUACCCUCCUCCAUACAUAGACAAUGAGAAGAGCAAUGGAACCAUUAUCCAUGUGAAAGAGAAUCAGCUUUGUCCAGCUCACCGAACUCCGGAGUCUUCUAAGCCAUUUUGGGCACUGGUGGUUGUUGGUGGAGUCUUGACUCUGUAUAGCAUGCUAGUAACAGUGGCUCUUUUUACUUACUGGAUGAAGAAUAAGAGAAACAGGAUCCUUCACAGCGACUACCUCAACAUGACCCCCCGGAGGCAGGGGCCCACCCGACAGCACUACUAUCCUUAUGUUCCAUCUCGAGACUUUGCUGCAUACCGCUCCUGA
Miniopterus natalensis is the source of this 765-nucleotide messenger RNA. Lineage: Eukaryota; Metazoa; Chordata; Mammalia; Chiroptera; Miniopteridae. The record is from RefSeq and is a predicted model, not a curated record.